GUUUUCUUGGGGGGGGGGGGGGGGGUUCUUCUUCCUUUGGUGGCGUUGAGAUGGAUCACUGAGUCUGUUCAAGUUUGAAAUUUUUGCCUUCCGCUACCACCGAGUCUUGUUCUUCAGCUGUUUUUAUUAGGGCGCUUCCUUGCGCGAUUGCUCCCAGGGUAGUAUCGGCUUUCCUCUCGAUUGUUCCCCCAACUCACGGCUUUUCCGAUGGCUUCUCGGGCCCUUGAUUCCUUCCUUAGAUUGGGCUUUGAAAUUGGAGCACUUUUGGCGUCCAAAAUAUGGUAGAAAUGUGGACUUUAGUCCCUAGAAUUGAAAGCUUCCCCCCUGUUUCCUUCGCCUCGUGUUCGCGGCUUCCUGACCGUUUCCGCUCGGUCUGGCUAGUUUAGAGAAUCUUUCUGAGAGACCAGAGACGGAAAGGCGCCAUCUUGACGCAGUUCUAUGCAAGUUCGGCAGCAAAUUACCUGAACACUUGUGCUUUUUUCCCAGGAAUAGCUUGAGUAACCUUGAAGAUGGUCAGCGGGAGGCCGGCGAAUGAGGAAUUGGAUGCAUGGUUCAAGAGCCUCAUGGUGUCUUCUAGCAGCGAGAGGGGGCAGCCUGAAACUGGUGGUGCAAUACCUACGUUAUCAGGUUGGAAGGAUCUCCCAAUGGAGCUGCUGCUGCGGAUUAUGUCAAUAGUUGGGGAUGAUCGGAUGGUCAUUGUGGCAUCUGGCGUUUGCACUGGCUGGCGUGAUGCACUGGGAUGGGGGGUCACUAAUCUUUCCCUCUCAUGGUGCAAGCAGAACAUGAAUAACUUAAUGAUAUCUCUUGCUCACAAGUUUACAAAGUUGCAAGUUCUCACUCUUCGGCAAAACAAACCUCAGCUUGAAGACAGUGCAGUAGAGGCUGUUGCCAACUACUGUCAUGAUCUACGUGAGUUAGACCUCAGCAGAAGCUUCAGGCUUAGUGACUGUUCCUUGUAUGCAUUGGCCCAUGGAUGCCCGCAGCUUACAAGACUGAACAUCAGCGGAUGUUCCAAUUUCAGUGAUACUGCCUUGACUUACCUUACUUGCCGCUGUAAAAACCUUAAGUGCUUGAAUUUGUGUGGAUGUGUGAAGGCUGCUACUGACAGAGCUUUGCAGGCCAUUGCUCAGAUCUGUGGGCAGAUGCAAUCUUUGAACCUAGGCUGGUGUGAGGAUGUUACAGAUAAGGGAGUGACCAGCUUGGCAUCAGGAUGUCCAGAUCUCAGAGCUUUAGACUUGUGCGGUUGCAUUCUCAUAACAGAUGAGAGCGUGGUUGCUCUUGCCAACGGGUGUCCUCACUUGCGAUCGUUAGGCCUGUACUACUGCCAGAACAUCACAGACCGUGCCAUGUACUCCCUAGCGAACAGCCGUGUGAAGAGCAAGCAUGGGAUGUGGGACAAGGUGAAGAAGACCAAGGAAGAAGACGGGCUCGCAAGCCUCAACAUCAGCCAAUGCACGGCCCUGACGCCUCCGGCCGUUCAGGCGGUCUGCGACUCCUUCCCAGCGCUCCACACUUGCGCCGAGAGGCACUCCCUCAUCAUCAGCGGCUGCCUCAGCCUGACGUCCGUCCACUGCGCCUGCGCCCUCCACGCGCACCGCGCCGGGAGAGCCCUUGUGGCCAACCACGCGUACUGAGCGUGUUUUCAUCGCGCUUGGCUCCGGUGAACGCCGUUCGCCUGGUUGGGGUGCUGUGGCUGUGUUCCCGGCCUGGGGGAAGCUCUGUGUACAUAAACCCGGAAUUUGGUGGUGCACCGUGACACUGCUAUCAGUAGGACUUUGUGUGAUAAUCGUUGAGUGGCGAAUGGCUGGAGGGUUGCAUGUACUCCCAUGCCAGUAUGCCCACCAAGGACAUUGACUUUUAGUGUUAUAUAUUAUGCAGUGCAUUUCUCUGAA
Molecule: messenger RNA, 1892 nt
Organism: Phragmites australis (common reed)
Lineage: Eukaryota; Viridiplantae; Streptophyta; Magnoliopsida; Poales; Poaceae
Product: F-box protein SKP2A-like
Exons: 5
Coding region: 510-1634 (374 amino acids)
Biological process (GO): SCF-dependent proteasomal ubiquitin-dependent protein catabolic process
Cellular component (GO): SCF ubiquitin ligase complex
Molecular function (GO): protein binding
Source: RefSeq, a predicted model, not a curated record